AUGAAUGAAUUAUUCGAAGAUUUUUCCAAAGCUCAUGCGCUGCGAAAUGGCUACUUGUUAGCACAAACAAUCUCGCCAGUGCCUCCUCCCCAUGAGCCUCAUCGCUUGAGGCGCAUUUGGCAGAGCAGCAACGCUCAUAGUGUCAAGGGAGACAUCAAACAUUUCAUCAAGUCACAAACCUCUUCCCGGAAAAUCCUAGGUCAAGAUGAAAUUAAUGGAUGGGUUGAAGUGUACGUGGCGUACUGGAAUGCAAUAGGUGAGAUUCUGGCUGGAGAGAGUGGCAAGUCGUCCUGGACCAAAGUAUACGAGGCAUGGAAGGAGCUUACGUCUAUGUUGAUUCGAGGAUACAAUAACUCUGGUUUUGAAGCCUGGACAAUCCCUACGCUCUACAUGGUAGGGAAGUAUCUGAGAUUAUUUGCUAUCAAGUCUGAUGACGAGCGUAGUCGAUCUUCCAAUGAUGUUUCUGGAGCCUCAUCAUUAAUGCAGGAUGAUUUUGACCCGGAGUUGGAGAAACAGGGCCAGCUCAGAGACUGUGAGCAGCAUCUAAAGCGUAUUUUUACAUUGUGCCUCAACGACAGGGCCCCGAUAGAGGAGUCCCGCAAAUGGGGUAUAUAUUUUGUCAUCAACUUGCUGUUCAAAACAUACUUUAAGCUCAACAGUGCAUCGUUGUCGAGAACAAUCCUGAAAACGCUGUCUGUUUAUAACGACAAGGGAGAUAUGCCCCCUUUGGAAGCAUUUCCAAGAGCCCAGAGAGUCACCUUUAAAUAUUACGAAGGCGUUCUAUUCUUUCUCGAGGAAAACUAUGUUCAGGCUGAAAAGCAUCUGAUUGAAGCAUGGCAGCUGUGCCACAAGGAUGCUAAAAGCAAUGCAGAACGCAUUUUGACCUAUCUCAUCCCUUGCCGAUUGUUAACUAGUCAUGUUCUUCCUACUAAAGCCCUCCUUCGGCCAUAUCCUCGAUUGCAAGAAUUAUUCCUCCCAUUGGCAGAGUGCAUUAAGCGAGGAGACUUGCGAAAUUUUGACUUAGCCUUACAAAGGGGCGAGGAUGAGUUUGUCAAGAAACGAAUCUACUUGACUUUAGAACGCGGCCGCGAUAUCGCCCUGCGCAACCUGCUACGCAAGGUCUUCAUUGCUGGCGGGUUUGAUGAACCCAAAGACGGCGAGACCACUCCUGUCCGCAGAACAAGAGUUCCUGUCUCAGAAUUCCGGGCCGCAAUCUGCAUGGGUAGCGGAGGGGAGCUUGUCGAUACCGAUGAGGUGGAAUGCCUGCUGGCGAACAUGAUCUACAAGGCAAGUUACUUCCUGUCCCUUGUUCCAAGCUCACCAUAA
Messenger RNA from Pochonia chlamydosporia 170, 1326 nucleotides. Its product is annotated as COP9 signalosome complex subunit 12. Gene Ontology annotation, cellular component: transcription export complex 2. The record is from RefSeq and is a predicted model, not a curated record. Gene Ontology annotation, molecular function: RNA binding; double-stranded DNA binding. Bases 1 to 1326 code for a protein of 441 amino acids. NCBI's taxonomy places the organism in Eukaryota, Fungi, Ascomycota, Sordariomycetes, Hypocreales, Clavicipitaceae. Gene Ontology annotation, biological process: post-transcriptional tethering of RNA polymerase II gene DNA at nuclear periphery; poly(A)+ mRNA export from nucleus; transcription elongation by RNA polymerase II. The transcript has 5 exons.